CCCCACAUGUUAACCCCUUCCUGCCCAGUGCCAUUAGUACAGUGUCAGUGCUUUUUAUUAGCACUGAUCACUGUAUUGGUGUCACUGGGGAUGCCAGUGACACCAAGACAGCCCCCCCCCCAGUGUCAGAAUGCCUGCUGCAGUCCUGCUAUAAGUCGCUGAUUGCUGCCAUUACUAGUAUAAAAAAAAAUAUUAAAUUCCAGUAUACAGUAUAUACUGCCAUUUGUAGACACUAUAACUUUCAUGUAAACCAAUUAAUAUACAAUUAUUGGAAUUUUU
Molecule: messenger RNA, 279 nt
Organism: Staurois parvus
Lineage: Eukaryota; Metazoa; Chordata; Amphibia; Anura; Ranidae
Source: the annotation of a GenBank genome assembly